CUGCAACUUCGAAAGUUUGACGAAAUGUACCGUUGUUUUGCCAGCAAAUUAAUAAAUAAUACGAAAUACUUAAUAACUCAACAUGCAUACCAUUUGAAGAAUACUAGUAUUCAUUUCUGAACAGUUUUUCUUUCAGAAUAAUAUAAUAUGAGUAAUAUAAGGAAACGUAAGGGCGAAAAGAAGUCGAACGAGGUCAGCGAACUUUCGGAAGAAUGUUACACAGAGAAUACCAUAAAAGAAAGGGAAGUUGGAGAUGGAGCUCCUGCAGAAUCAGAACCUGAACCGCUUUCUCAUGAACAAACCAACAACAUACUUAUGAAGGAUGCAGAAAGUUCACCCUCUAGUUGUUACCUACAUAUCAAGAUAGAUCUGGUGUGCUUGACAUUGCUAGUUAUAGCACUAUGCACUCGCUUGUACAAUCUGCAGGAACCAAGAUAUAUUGUAUUUGAUGAACUACAUUAUGGAAGAUAUGUGUCUUUGUACACCAAAGGCAUAUUUUUCUUUGAUGCCCACCCGCCACUGGGCAAGCAGCUGUUGUACCUGGCGGGCAAAGCUGCUGGCUAUGAUGGCAACUUCACCUUUGACCGCAUUGGCUCACCAUAUGCAGAUGAUGUGCCCAUAGGAGCUUUAAGACUGGUGCCUGCAGUGGCGGGCAGUUUACUAGUUGCUGUGUCUUAUCAGUUGAUGCUUGAAAUGUGUACAUAUCAAUGGACAGCUAUCUUAGCUGCUGUGUUAAUUUUAUUUGAGAAUUGUUUCCUAGCCCAGUCAAGAUUUAUGUUGCUGGAGUGCAUUCAGAUGUUAUUUGGACUAUGUGGAGUUCUCUGUGCUAUAAAAAGUACAAAAAACAAUGGUGCCUCUUCAGUAAUUUGGCUGUGCAUCAGUGCAGUUUCACUUGGCUGUUGUUUUUCCGUUAAAUACUCCGGCCUCUACACAUACUACCUGGCAGUGUUCAUAGUGGGCCGCCAGAUCUGGCAACGGAUCGGCGAGACGGACUCCACCCUGCGACUAUUGUUCUCUGCCCUCUGGCGCCUGCUGGUACUGGUGGCACUGCCGCUGGCGGUCUACGUGGGCGUGUUCUACGCGCACUUGGCAAUGCUGCCGCGCGCGGGGCCGCAUGACAGUGUGAUGACGAGCGCGUUUCAGGCGUCGCUGCAAGGUGGGCUUGCUAGUAUCACGCGUGGACAACCGGUGCACGUAGCGCACGGCUCACAGAUCACACUAAGGCACACUCACGGUCGCACGUGUUGGCUGCACUCGCACGCGCACGUGUACCCGGUGCGGUACGCGGACGGGCGCGGCUCGUCGCACCAGCAGCAAGUGACGUGCUACAGCUUCAAGGACGUGAACAACUGGUGGAUCGUGAAGCGGCCCGACGUGGCGUCGCUGGCCGUGGCGCGUCCGCCGGACGCCGUACGGCACGGAGACGUGGUGCAGCUCCUGCACGGCAUCACUAGUCGCGCGCUCAACUCGCACGACGUCGCUGCGGCCGCGUCGCCGCAGUCACAGGAGGUGUCGUGCUACAUCGACUACAACGUGUCGAUGCCGGCGCAGAACCUCUGGCGCGUGGAGAUCAUCAACCGAGCCAGCGAGGAGGCCACGUGGGACAGCAUCCGCUCGCUCGUGCGGCUCGUGCACGAGCGCUCGGGCGCCGCGCUGCGCUUCAGCGGCCGCCAGCUGCCCGCCUGGGGCUUCCACCAGCACGAGGUCGUCGCUGACAAGGUGCUCACGCAUCAGGACACUGUAUGGAACGUUGAGGAGCAUCGCUAUACUAAAGCUGAAGACAGAAAGGAGCGCGAGCGGGAGCUGGUUACCGCCGAGAUGAUCCCGCCGGGGAACACGCAGCUCACGUUCUGGGAGAAGUUCGUCGAGCUGCAAUUCAAGAUGGCGGCGCACUCGGCCGACGCGCCCGCCGGACACAUGUUCGCCAGCGAGCCCGCCGACUGGCCGCUCCUGCAGCGCUCCAUCGCCUACUGGCUCUCGCCGGACUCCAACGCCCAAAUCCACCUGAUCGGCAACCUAGUGACGUGGUAUGCGGGCUCGCUGUCAGUUCUCGUGUACUCGGGGCUGCUGUGCUGGCGGGCGCUGCGCGGGCGGCGCGCGUGCCCCGACCUGCCCGAGCGCGCCGCCGAGCGCUUCCUCGCGGCCGGCCGAGUACUCUUCCUCGGCUACUGGCUGCACUACUUACCAUACUUCUUUGUUGACCGCACCCUGUUCCUCCACCACUACCUCCCCGCUUACACGUUCAAGAUCCUCCUCCUGGCGUACGUGAUCGAACACGUGUACUACAGGCUGAGACUACUAGAGCGAAGGCGGCCGCUGGUCAACUUGUUCGUGGUGUGCGUUGCCGUGUGGCUCGCGUACGUGGUGAUCACGUUCAAGAAGUUCAGCGUCCUCAACUACGGGAACGUUGAUCUGACGGAGACCGAGCUCAUGAAUCUGCGCUGGAAGGACACCUGGGAUUUUAUAUUGCACAAAAAAUAAUUGAAUCUCUAGUUAUAUUAUAAGUCUGACUGUACUGAAUAGGUACGCGCCAUUCCCAAAGUCUCAUCACAACAUAUUUUCUUUAAGUUUAUAAUUUAUUUUGUAUGAAAUGCAUGUUUUAUGGAUGAAGGUAUUGUAAAAAUUCAGUAUUA
Cydia amplana is the source of this 2633-nucleotide messenger RNA. It is a transcript of the gene rt, whose product is annotated as protein O-mannosyltransferase 1. The transcript is spliced from 11 exons. Gene Ontology annotation, molecular function: dolichyl-phosphate-mannose-protein mannosyltransferase activity. Gene Ontology annotation, cellular component: membrane; endoplasmic reticulum. Gene Ontology annotation, biological process: protein O-linked glycosylation via mannose. NCBI's taxonomy places the organism in Eukaryota, Metazoa, Arthropoda, Insecta, Lepidoptera, Tortricidae. The coding region runs from base 148 to 2481 and encodes 777 amino acids. The record is from RefSeq and is a predicted model, not a curated record.